UUCACAUUAUUCUCUCCUCUUUUCUGUUGUACAAUCUCCAAACAUUUCUCUCUUCCAAACUACUGAAGCAACUAUGGCUGACCUUAUUCUUGGUCCUCUUGUGGAUGUCACAACAUCCAAGGUGAUUUCAGUUACUACUGAGCAACUCAACUUAGCAGUGGGAUUCAAGCAGGAGCUCAAGAAGUUCCGUGUGGUGCUGAGAAUGCUAAGGGGUGUGCUGCAAGAUGCUGAGCAGAAGGAGGUGACAGGUCACUUUGAUCUGCAGGAUUGGCUUAAGGAGCUUGGAAAUAUAGUUGAUGAAGCUGACAAUGUGGUAGAUGAGAUUGCAUAUGAACAUCUAAGUGGGGAUGGGAGGCAUAGGCAAAACUACCAUGGCAAAGUAGAGAUGUUGAAAACUGUUAUUAAUAAAGAUGAUAACUCGGUGGAUCUUAUGAGUCAAGAUAGAGUAGUUAAAGAACUGCGAAAAAGGCUGGAGGAGGAGGCUGAAAAAGAAACGCUGAAGGAAGAGGCCAGAAAAGAAAAGCUAGAGGGAAAGGCCAAAAAUGAAGGGCGUGAGGGGAAAAACUAUCUCCUCAUAUUAGAUGAUGUAUGGAAUGAAGAUAGCCAAAAAUGGGAAAACUUAAGGACCUGUUUGUUGGCAAUGGGUGAAGAUGUUAAGGGUAGGCUUCUUGUCACAACGCGAAGUCAAAAUGUAGCUACCAUAAUGGGAACACCUCCUGAGCACAUCCAUCAUCUCGAGAAGCUAACAGAUGAGGAUUGUUGGUCCAUAAUCAAGCAAAGAGUAUUAGUUAGCUCAUCAUUCCCUUCAGAAUUGGAGGGGAUUGGACGGGACAUUGCUAGCAAAUGUCGAGGUGUAGCGUUAGUUGCAAAUGUUAUUGGGGGGUUUUUGUGCAAUAACAAGAGCAAGGAUGUUUGGUUAGCAAUUAAAGAUAACAGUGAAGUAUGGGGUUCAAUAGAAGAAGUUAACGGAGUUUUGCAUGUGUUACAGUUGAGUUUCAAUCGCCUGCCAACACCUGCUUUGAAACAAUGUUUUGCCUUUUGCUCUAUUUUCCCUAAAGAUUUUGUCAUGGAAAAGGAGAUGUUAAUCCAGCUUUGGAUGGCUGAGGGAUUUCUUCAGCCAUUCAAUGAAAGUUACUUGGAGAUGGAGGAUAUUGGUGAUAAGUAUUUCAAUGUAUUGUUCUCAUAUUCUUUAUUUCAAAAUGUUGAGAGAGAUUCUUAUGGGAGCAUUAUUGCUUGCAAAAUGCAUGAUUUAGUUCAUGAUCUUGCACAAUUUGUUUCAAAGUCCCAAACUUUGAUUUUGGAAGAUGGCAGCAGAAGGAAUAAUCCUGCAGACGUUCGACAUUUAAAUGUCAUUUCUGAUAAGGGUAUGGCAGCAACAAGAUUUGGGGAUGCCACUAAAAAAUUGCACACUUUGUUUUCACAAGUUGAUGUCUUUCACAGUAUGUCCAUGAACUUGAGAAAGGUGCGGGUUCUUAGUUUUUGCGGUGCUAAUAUUCAUAAGUUGCCAGCUUUUUUGGGGAAAAUGAAGCAUUUAAGGUUUUUGGAUGUUUCAGAAACUAAAAUCAAAGAACUUCCCAAAUUCAUCACUAAGCUCUAUCAUUUGCAGACAUUUAGAUUUAUGAAUUGUGGGGAAAUCAAGAGGCCUUUGAAAGGAAUAUGGGAUUUAGUCAAUUUGAGACACAUUUAUUUCAAUGAUGAAAAGCUUAUGCCAUCUGGGAUUGGUGGAUUAACUUGUUUGAAAACAUUACAAUUAUUUGCUGUAGGCCAACAGAAGGGACAUCAAAUUGAAGAAUUGGGAUGUUUAAGCCAACUCCGGGGAAAAUUAGAGAUUCGUAAUUUGCAUAUGGUUAGAGACAAAGAAGAAGCCAUGGGAGCAAGACUUUCUGAAAAGGGUACAAUGCAGGAGUUGCAGUUGCAGUUUGGUGGGGAGUCUAAUCUUAGUGAAGAUAGAUGCAAACAAGAUAAAGAUAUCUUGAAAGGCCUCCAACCUCACUCAAAUUUGAAAGGCCUAACUAUUGAACGCUACUGUGGGAAAAGCUGUCCUUCAUGGAUAUUAGAAACAAAAAAUUUUCUCAAAAAUCUGAUGUUCAUGACCUUUUUUGCAUGUCCCUGGUUGGAAAGCAUUCCAUCAUUGUCACUCAACAAGGAGGCAAAGGUGGAAAUUAAUUGUUGCAAGAAUUUGAAAAGCAUUGCAGAUUCGUCCCUUCAGAAACUCAUCAUUACGAAAUGUGAAGAACUGGUUGGGGUAGAGGUUGGACAAGCUGCCAUGAAGUCUCUCAAAGAAGUACAUAUAGAGAGUUGUGGUAAAUUGGUAAAUCUUCCGAUGAUUAGUAAAUUACAAUCCCUUGAGGUACUUGAACUUCAGCAAUGCACGGAAUUGACGAUGAUCGGAGAUGAUGCUCGAUUUAACUCCACGUGUCUACAACAGUUAAAUAUUCAGAUUUGUGAUAGCCUGAUGUCCAUGCCCAGUGUAGAUGGGCUGUCCUCUCUUCAAAAAAUUCAAAUAUACGACUGUGGGCAAUUGAAAAGCAUAGGAGAGGAUUUAUCUACUGCCACGUGUCUCAAAGAGUUGACUAUAAUUGCGUGCGAUGGAGAGGAUUUAUCUACUGCCACGUGUCUCAAAGAGUUGACUGUAGAGGGGUGCGAUGGUUUGAUGUCCUUUCCGAACCUCCAUGGGCUGUCCUUUCUUCAAAAAAUUGAAAUACGCUGGUGUGGGCAAUUGAAAAGCAUAGGAAAGGAUUUAUCUACUGCCACGUGUCUCGAAGAGUUGACUAUAACAGGCUGCUAUGGUUUGAUGUCCUUUCCAAACCUCCAUGGGCUGUCCUCUCUUCAAAAAAUUCUAAUAAGUUUCUGUAAGCAAUUGAAAAGCAUAGGAAAGGAUUUAUCUACUGCCACGUGUCUCAAAGAGUUGAUUGUAAACUGCUGCGACGGUUUGAUGUCCUUUCCGAACCUCUAUGGGCUUUCAUAUCUUCAGACUCUACGGAUAACGUGUUGUGGUGGAUUAAGAAGUUUGCCAAGUGGGUUGCCAUCAUGCACUGCUCUUGAGGAAUUGCAUAUCUCCUACUGUGAUAAUCUAAUCUCUAUUCCAGAUGAUUUGAGGAGGAGCUGGAGCACCCCUAGCCUUGCCUGCCUUGCUCGCUUGAAGGGGCUGACUAUUGGUGGUUUCUCAACAGAGCUCAACGAAUUUCCAGAUCUGGGCUUCAUCGGAUCUCAUCUUGAAGGAUUGACUUUGAUUGCAUGGGGAGAACCAAGAGAACGUCUGCUGGAUCAAAUUCAACACCUAACUGCCCUUAAGUCUCUCGAAAUAAGGGAUUUUGAUGGACUGGAAGCUUUGCCAAAUUGGUUUGGAAACUUAUCCUCUCUUAAAACUCUGGAGAUUUCCAACUGCAAAUCUCUGAAACAUAUGAAAGCCAUCCGACGCCUCUCCAAAUUAGAAAGCCUUUAUAUUGAUGGAUGCCCUGAGUUAAAGGAAAGAUGCACCAGAGGAAGUGGUUCCGAGUGGGACUUCAUCUCUCACAUUCCAGAUAUCUGGAUAGACAGGGACAGGAUCCAACACAAAGAAGAUUCCAUUCAGGUAUCUUCAGCCUUUAACUAUAUAUAAUAGUAAAUCUUUUUUCUUUAA
Molecule: messenger RNA, 3622 nt
Organism: Rubroshorea leprosula
Lineage: Eukaryota; Viridiplantae; Streptophyta; Magnoliopsida; Malvales; Dipterocarpaceae
Source: the annotation of a GenBank genome assembly